AUCAUCGCUGGCCAAGUUGUUGCUGCUGGCGUACGUCGGUAGCAGGCUCUAAUUAUUGUCCUCGGCCCACUUUCUAUGUUCACUUGACAAUUGUCGACAAGACCGGAUAAGACGGGAACGGAAGAACGCACGAAAGGAAGAAACAAUUUUACCAGUACAAAGGGGUUCUUUGGCUACUAUGCCUCCAUAGCGCUAUGCCCUCCCUCGAAUCAGCCGGCUCUUUUUCCACAUUAUCUGAGGCCACCGCAAGCGGGGCCUCAACAGCCACACAUUCUUCCACUGGCUCUGCUUCCCAAUCCGCGACAAGCACAAGCUAUGUUUAUUCGUAUGCCACCAGUAAAAUUGUGAAAGUUGCUGUAGCUACCGGUGUGAUCGUUUUAUGUUUGGCAGCCAUAGUCUUAUUCUUCAAGGUAUCCUCUUGGAUCCGAUUGCGUCAAAGACUCAGGCGUCAACGACUUCUCACACUAACAUUAAAAUCUGAACAACAAGCCAACGCAUAUGAGAUUGCCGCGUGGGCGGAUGAACCGAGCACAGUACCUGCUCGCAGCGUGGGGAUCAGAGAGGACAAGGAAAAGAAGAGCAAAAAAGAGAGGGAGGAAUUGAGGGCGUGGAAAAGGGGUGGUGCAAAUGCCUGGGCAUUACAGGAAUGGGAGGGAGUGGCAGCGUGAGGAUCAUGUCUUUUUUUCUGACUCUGUAAGGAUUCCGGAGGUCUUUUUCUGUAACGCAUGCAUAGAGAGACUGUGUUACCUC
Messenger RNA from Cryptococcus deneoformans JEC21, 750 nucleotides. RefSeq lists its product as hypothetical. The coding region runs from base 195 to 668 and encodes 157 amino acids. The record is from RefSeq and is a predicted model, not a curated record. NCBI's taxonomy places the organism in Eukaryota, Fungi, Basidiomycota, Tremellomycetes, Tremellales, Cryptococcaceae. The transcript has 3 exons.